CUCCGCAGCGCCAGCCGCCCUGGGCAGCAGGCGCGACCAGACGCGGGACUGUCACCGCGCAGGCGGCCGCCGGGGCGCAGGGCGAUGUCUGCCGGGGCGCGCCGCGGUCCACGGGGCAGCCGGGCGCAGCCGCUCGCGCCCCUCUGGGGCUUCUGGGCGGCGCUGGGGAUGCUGUGGUCCCCAGCGUCGCAGGCGUUCAACCUGGACGCGGACGAGGUCACGGUGUACAGCGGUCCCGAGGGCAGCUACUUCGGCUACGCGGUGGACUUCCACCUCCCUGACGCUCGCACAGCCAGUGUUUUGGUGGGGGCGCCCAAAGCCAACACCAGCCAGCCGGAUAUCGUGGAAGGGGGUGCUGUGUACUACUGUCCUUGGCCUGCCGAGGGGUCUGCACCGUGCAAGCAGAUACCAUUUGACACCACCAAUAACAGAAAGAUCAGAGUUAAUGGAACUAAAGAACCUAUAGAAUUUAAAUCAAAUCAAUGGUUUGGAGCAACAGUGAAAGCUCACAAAGGGAAAGUUGUGGCCUGUGCUCCUUUAUAUCACUGGAGAACUCUUAAACCAUCACCAGAAAAGGAUCCAGUGGGCACCUGCUACGUAGCAAUUCAGAAUUUCAGUGCAUAUGCUGAGUACUCUCCUUGUCGGAACAAUAAUCCGGAUCCUGAAGGUCAAGGUUACUGCCAAGCAGGAUUUAGCCUGGAUUUUUAUAAGAAUGGAGACCUUAUAGUAGGAGGACCUGGAAGUUUUUACUGGCAAGGUCAGGUCAUCACUGCCAGUAUUGCAGAUGUCAUUGCAAAUUAUUCAUUCAAAGACAUUCUAAGGAAACUGGCUGGAGAAAAGCGGACAGAAGUUGCUCCAGCUUCCUAUGACGAUAGUUACCUCGGAUACUCAGUUGCUGCUGGAGAAUUUACUGGAGAUUCUCAGCAAGAACUGGUUGCUGGAGUUCCAAGAGGAGCACAAAACUUUGGAUACGUCUCAAUCAUUAACUCCACAGACAUGACUUUCAUACAGAAUUUCACUGGUGAACAGAUGGCAUCUUAUUUUGGAUAUACUGUUGUAGUAUCAGACGUUAACAAUGAUGGAUUGGACGACCUGUUGGUUGGGGCGCCUCUCUUCAUGGAACGAGAAUUUGAGAGCAGCCCGAGAGAAGUGGGCAGAGUCUACCUAUAUUUGCAAGUGAACGCCCUCCUCUUCCAGGACCCCCAGGUCCUCACGGGCACUGAGAUUUUCGGGAGAUUCGGUAGUGCUGUGGUGCACUUGGGGGACUUGAACCAAGAUGGAUACAAUGACAUCGCCAUAGGCGUGCCCUUUGCAGGCAAGGAUCAGAGAGGCAAAGUGCUCAUUUACAAUGGAAACCAGGAUGGCUUAAACAUCAGGCCUUCCCAAACUCUGCAUGGAGUGUGGGCCUCACAGACAGUCCCUUCAGGAUUUGGCUUUGCUUUAAAAGGGGACUCAGACAUAGACAAGAAUGAUUACCCAGAUUUACUUGUGGGUGCAUUUGGAGCAGGAAAAGUGACUGUUUACAGAGCAAGGCCAGUUGUGACUGUGGAUGCCCAGCUUCUCCUGAACCCAAUGAUUAUCAAUCUUGAAAACAAAACUUGCCAGAUUCCAGAAUCUGUGACACCUGUGGCUUGCUUUUCUUUAAGAGUAUGUGCGUCUGUAACAGGCCAGAGCAUUCCAAAUACAAUAGCCUUGGUAGCUGAGCUGCAGUUAGAUUCCCUGAAACAAAAAGGAGCCAUCAAACGAACUCUCUUCCUCAACAACCGUCAGUCCCAUCUCGUCUUCCCUCUGCUGGUAAAGCGGCAGAAAUCCUUCCAAUGUCAGAAUUUCAUCGUUUACCUUCGAGAUGAAAUUGAAUUCCGAGAUAAAUUAUCUCCAAUCAACAUUAGUUUGAAUUACAGUUUGGAUGAAUCCACCUUUAAAAAAGGCCUGGAAGUGAAACCAAUAUUAAACCACUACAGGAACAAUAUCAUUACUGAACAGGCUCACAUCCUGGUGGACUGCGGCGAAGAUAAUCUGUGUGUUCCUGACUUGAAGCUGUGGGCUAGACCAGAUAAGAAUCAGAUCAUCAUUGGAGAUGAAAAUCACCUUAUGCUUACAAUAAAUGCAAAAAAUGAAGGGGAAGGAGCCUAUGAAGCCGAACUCUUUGUAAUGAUACCAGAAGAGGCGGAUUAUGUUGGCAUUGAACGCAAUAACAAGGGUUUUCGGCCAGUGAGCUGUGAGUACAAGAUGGAAAAUGUGACCAGGAUGGUAGUGUGUGACCUCGGGAACCCUAUGGUGACUGCAACAAAUUAUUCUCUGGGCCUCCGAUUUGCAGUUCCUCGCCUGGAGAAAACAAACACAAGCACAAACUUCGAUCUCCAGAUCAGAAGUUCCAACAAGGACAAUCCAGAUAGCAAUUUUGUGAGUUUGCAAAUUAACAUCACUGCUGUCGCGCAGGUGGAAAUAAGAGGAGUAUCUCACCCUCAGCAAGUUGUUCUGCCCAUUCAUAACUGGGAACCGGAAAAGGAGCCCCACAAAGAAGAGGAAGUUGGACCACUGGUGGAACAUAUUUAUGAGCUGCACAAUAUUGGACCAAGCACCAUCAGUGACACCAUUUUGGAAGUCGGCUGGCCGUUCUCUGCACGGGAUGAGUUUCUCCUCUAUAUUUUUCAUAUUCAAACUCUGGGACCUUUGCAGUGUCAAACAAAUCCUGAUAUCAACCCACAGGAUAUAAAGCCUGCUGCCUCCCCAGAGGAUACCCCUGAGCUCAGCGCAUUUUUGAGAAACUCUACCAUCCCUCAUCUUGUCAGGAAGCGAGAUGUGCCUGUAGUCCAGCUCCAUAGACAGAGUCCUGCAAAAAUACUGAACUGUACAAAUAUCGAGUGUUUACAGAUUUCCUGCGCAGUGGGACGACUAGAAAGAGAUGAAAGCGCUGUUCUGAAAGUCAGGUCACGACUAUGGGCCCACACGUUCCUGCAGAGGAAAAACAAUCCCUAUGCUCUCGCAUCCCUGGUGUCCUUUAAAGUUAAGAAGAUGCCUUAUAGAGAUCAACCAGCAAAACUUCCAGAAGGAGGCAUAGCAUUGCAUGGAAGUUAUCAGAAACCUCUGAAAAAUAAUGUCAAGAUUUCAGCUUUCAUCUCUUGGUCAUUCCAUGGAUAUUCAUAAUACCUAUCUGGAACUCUUGGUCUUUGUUAUUCAAUGUAUGGUUUUUUAAAAGACCAAAAUCUUCAGUGUCACCUGGAAGAGGAUUAGAAAUACAGAAACAAGCUUCAUUCCAAACCAGCUGAGUUCAAAGCUGCAUUUUAUCAAAAUCAUCAGAACAUCUGCAUGCACAGUCAUGUUUGAGGAGCACUAUUUUAUAGGCGGUGUAUAAACUUUCCUGUUGUCUUCUCUUUGCAGCCCAGGUCUUCAGACUUCAUUGUAAUAAUGUUUGUAGCCAAUCUAACAUUUAACAGUUUAAAUUAAUCUACUGAUUAGUGACUCUCAGCUUUGAGCACACAACAGAAUCAUUCCUUAUUCAAAGAGAUACAAAUAUAUAAAUGGUAAGAAGACCUCACCUGAAGUAUCUGACCUUAGGGGCCCUGCUUCUGUGCUUUAAAAGAGUCACAAAUGCAAAUCCAGUAUUGAAUCCAGGUUGUCUUGGGCAUCACCUGGGAGACACCAACAACUGAAAAGAGGAGAGGUUUAUUUGGCUCACGGUUUUUGGAGGGUUCAGUCAAUAGUCUGCUGGCUCUGAGGCAAGAAGGGCACGGUAAAAGGGCCUAGUGGAGGAAAGUUAUUCAACCUUUGCAUCCAGGAACCAUAGAGAGAAAGGAAGAGUGGGAAUAAAAUAUACUAGUCCAGAUUCGACCACCACUAACUCACUUGCAACCAGGCCCCACCCAUUAACAACACAUUUUUACUAUGAACUCAUCUGUGAAUUAAACCUCUAAUUCAUAUGUACACCUGUCAUCAACUCACCUUUCAAAUGCCUCAUCUCUGAUCAUGAGAAUUUGGGGGUACAUGCUAGAUCUAACCUACAUCCGACUGCGAGUCAUACUCACUUGGUGGAAUUGUGAAGAAGAUUAAUAAAGUCAUAUACAUAAAACUCUAGCAUUGUACCUGGAAGAAGGAAGUCUCAAUAAAUGUCAAUAAUCUUUUAAAAUAUCUUUCCUUCUCUGGCUAAAUCCAGUUAGCCCAAAUUGGAAAUGACACGAGAUUUGUACAGACAGUGUAUUCCAAAGUCAGCAUGGCCACAUCUUUCUUCAUUUAGAUCACUCUCUUUUUCUCACAAGCUGUCUUCUGUAGAUUGGAUUUAUGAUCAGCCCAGAAAACAGAGGCUUUGGAUUUUAAUAUGAAGUAUUCAUCUGAAGAGGUUCAAAGGCUUGUUGCUCUAACGGAGCCAAAUCCAGGCCCUUUGGUUUUCUCUGAGCACAUGUUUCAUAACAGAAACACAUGUUAAAGUUGAUACCACAAACACGACUGCCUCUUUCUGUGUUGGACACAGGUGAUGGCCUGCUGUUCUCAACUAUUUCAAAAGAUCCAAAAAAUAUUCAAAUACUUGCUUCCUCCACCUGUCCCACCUGUUACCUUACUGGAAAAAAUGACCGAUUACCUAAUUUAGAUGAUUUACUAUACCAUAUGUGUAAAGAUUAUUGGAAAGCAUUUAGAAAUCAAAGUGCUUUCAAAAAUCUCCCAGUAUUUAACUGGAGAAGAUAGUGCCAGCAGAAAUUUAUCUAUGUAGUACAGGGAAACAGUCUUUCUGUGGCUUGAUUUGAUAGAACUCCAGUUGGAGCAGGCAGAGAUUUUAUAGCAAGUUCUUGAAGACUGUAAUUUUGCCUUCAAAGAAUAUUAGCAGAGGAGAAUGGCUGUAAGGUCAUAUAAUCAGGUGGAAAAGAUAGUCUGAGGAUUACCAGGAUUCCCACGGGCUACUCAGAAAAGUCUUUGUAAUGAGAUAAAAUAAUAUGUACUUGUUUUCCUAGACUCGUGUGUGAGAUGCUUAGUUUUCUGGUACUUCCUUUUCAACAUGGUCAUAAUGCAGCCAUCACUUGAGAUCUAAGUAAAAUUCACACAUGAAAAAAGCAGUUUCCAUCUGCUACUUGCAUAGCAUCUCUGUUUAUAACAAAUGAACUUGUGACAUGACAUUUGUCCUGUUCAGAGGUGAGACAAAAGCUGUAUGAUUCAGAGGGAUAUGAAUGAACAGAGUCAUGGCAGUACAACAAAGAAGACACAAUUCAACUAUUUGAACAAUUUUUUUGACUAACUAAUAAACUUUGGUAUUUGCAUGCCAUGCAACUAUUAUCUAACUCUGUAUUUUAUAUUUGGAAGAAAGUAUCGCUGCCUAGUAUAAUUGCAAAGAUGAUUAUCAUAAAAUAUUUGAUGGAAAUCCUUAUUUAAAAAGCCACGUGUAGGAGCCAGGGAUUUAGCUCAGUAAAAGUACCUGCCUUGGAAGUGUGAGGUCUUGAGUUUGAUCCUCGGUACAAAGAAAAAAAAAAAAAGCCGUAUGUAACUGUAAAUACAUUUGAAUUGCAGAAUUGUACCAAAAUUUUGACACCUAAAAGUGUAAUUCUUAUAUGAAACAAUUGCUUGGAAUGCAGAUUUAUUGUAAGGACUCUCUGUCUCAGAAGAGCUCUUUGAAUGUUAUUAAAUGUGUAUACAGCUGAUCCAAUCAAUGUGUGUUAUUAUUUUGUUCCAAAUGGCACUGCAGGUAAGCUAUCUAAGUACAAUUAUUCAAAUGUUCUUCUGACUCCACCGAAGUAUGUUUACAGAUUUUAUGAUACAUAAAUAUAGAUGUCAACAUUAAUUACAGUUGCAAAGACAAGGAAAGUUUUUCCCUCUGGGGAUUUUUUUUUUGUCAAAAUGUGCAAAAGCAUAAAUGUCAAUGAUAAAAUGUAAACACAUUAAAAGUUUAUUUAUGGCCUUUCAACCAUAAUAAAGAACAACAAGAUUUAUGACACAGUAAUGGCAAGAUUAAAUGUUCCCUACUUAAGUCUAAACUACUUCCAAGUUAAGAACUUCACUCUCUGAGAUUGUGGAUAAUGGUAAAAAGUGAGUUGUUAAAAUUUUAUGCUAUUUGUUUCAGUAAGUAAAUAUUUUUGCUAAACAGAAAAUGUAUUAAAACACAUUGUUGAUUGAUUGACAUAGAAAUAGAUUUUCCCUCUAAAUUGUAAGUACUCUACUUACUCAACAUUAACAUUCUUUUUAAAAGAAGUUGAGACAUUGAGUCACAAGGUCUUGUUUGAAACCUUUAAUACUAUAUGCAUUCCAUCUUCUGCCUUGGAACACUUUUUGAUGAAAGAAUUUUGUAAUGAAGGGUUUAGUAAUUCUGCUAAUCUUGUCAUUAUGUGAAAUUACACAAAAUGCUAUGGAGCUGUUCAGUCCAGUAUGGUAAUCGCUAGUCAUAUGUGGAUAUUUCAGUUCUGAAGCACAACCAAUGGAACUAAAGAACUGAAUUCAGAGUUUCAUUUCACUUAAAUAAACUCAUUGAAAUGAAAACUGAAAUACUGAAGCAUGUAAAACAGUUUCCCAUUAAACACAGCUUUAUUGAUUUUUAUAGAACUACAUUUCAAUUCUACUGUUGAGAUUUUAUCAACUAGUAUAUGUUGCUAACUAAAAAUUCAUACUGAAUUUUAGAGAUCAUAAAACAAUGCAUAAAGGUCUUAAAUUUUUAUGUCAAAUUAUAAAUAUUUUAUAUCAACUACCCACUGAAAUAGUCGGUUUAUCAUUAGCAUAUAAUAGUUGCUAUUUUGUGUUAAAUAAAUUAUGUUAAUAAAUCUAAUUAGGCAAAUCAGGAGAGUUAAUGUUCAGAAGGAUCCAGAAGUAAAUUUCUAGUUUGAAAAUUUUGCCAAGUUAACAAGGCAUACACAUGGAUUAAAAGUAUGUGGUUUCUUUGAUAGACUUAGAACAUAGGAGAAUGAAAUGCUUUAUUAAAAAUAAACAAAAUUUCCAUGACUAGAUUUCUCUCUCCUGAGUCAUUAUAUCCAGGCUGCAAUAAAAGAUCACUGUUAUCCCUUUUAGUUUCAAAGUUCCGAAAUUCUUGUUGCCAAAUUGUCUGUCUACUUCCAGCAAAGUUAGGUUAAUUUUUUGUUGUUUUUUUUUUUUUUUUGUCUUUUUCCUUUUUAUCGGUACCAGGGAUCGAACUCACGACUGCCUGCUUGCAAGGCAGGCACUUAUGCCGCUGAGCUAAAUCCUCAGGUUAAUUUUGAAAUACUACUUCACACUCUUUCUCUGAUUAGUGAGAAUGUUAGGAUUGAGUGGUGAUGUCAUGAGAUGUAAUUAACCCAGGAGAAAAGGUAUGCGGAGAAAUAACUAUGUCCUAAUUUGCUACUGUAGUCACAGACAUGCAAAAGAUCACUUUAGAACAAACUGCUUAAGCUAUAGAAUCCCGGUGGCAUUGCAGUUACUUUUAGUCCUUGAAAUAAAGUUCUUCAAUAUGUCUCUCAACAUGCAGCUAUGGCAAGCAGGUGUAAUGCCAUCAUGGGAAUGUCACACUUCUUAGUGAUAUGUCAGAUGAAACAAGAGUUAACUUUAGCAAAGAGCACUAGUGAAGGCAAAAGGGGAAACUAUAAUGGUGAGAAGAUUAAACCGAGUCACUCUUGUCACAGUGGGAUGACCGCCAGGCUCCCUAUUCUGUUGAUUCCAUUGUUCAUUCUAGACAGAAAUGAUAUUUGUGGCUAGAGAACUGAGUGAGUGGUGUGCUGCAUAGAGGAAGCUGACUAAGAUGGGAUGAGGGGGAAUAAAAACCAGGAGAAGCACAGAAGAGCAUUAUCAAUGUGUUCAAAUCUAGUUAAGAAGGCAGAGGGGGAAAGGGGAAGCAUGGUUUAAGCCUACCAUCAGAGUUUAGGUGAUUUCCUGCGAGAAGAAAUUCCAGAAGUGGUGACAUUAGUCAUGAUUUCAUUUUGUACUGUAGGGAUGGUCUUUAGAAUUAUGGUCUAGUGUUAUUGAGCAUGUUUCAGGAUUGAAAGUGGAUUGUUUUAAUCACAUUUUAAAACUAGGAGCAUAUAGACCAAUAACAAUGCUUGCUAUGCUAUUAAACUAGAUAUACCUGUAUUGGUAAAUGAUUUUUGGGUCCAAGAACAGAUUUUUUUUCUCUUUUGUUUGACAACAGAUUCUGGUAACAUGGCUGGGACUUCCCUUGAUUUGCCAUGGAGGUCUGCAGCUUUUAUGCACAAACUCCCAACAUACAAACAAUAGAAGUGCUCCUUCUGCCUACCUGAGGAGGGUGGGGAGGUUUUUAGACACUGAGCUUGCUUGUCCAGGUGGGGACAUCUCAUUUUCUUCCAGGCUCCUUUGGCAUAGUGAGGAAUGAAAUGAACUCUAAUCUCCAGAACCUCAGGUCAGUUCUGCACCUAAAAAUGAAUUUAGGAUUGAAGGCUACUCCAACAUUACAGGGCAAUGUUCACUUUGUGCACUGUGGUGUCCAUAUAAAUAACAAUCAGAGAGCAAUUCUGCAGGGAAUAAUAAGACUUGCUUGGGAGCCUAAUAGCACAGCAAUUGGAA
Cavia porcellus (domestic guinea pig) is the source of this 8460-nucleotide messenger RNA. RefSeq names its product integrin subunit alpha 8 (gene Itga8). The record is from RefSeq and is a predicted model, not a curated record. NCBI's taxonomy places the organism in Eukaryota, Metazoa, Chordata, Mammalia, Rodentia, Caviidae. Gene Ontology annotation, molecular function: integrin binding. Gene Ontology annotation, cellular component: integrin complex; external side of plasma membrane. Bases 85 to 3147 code for a protein of 1020 amino acids. Gene Ontology annotation, biological process: cell-cell adhesion; integrin-mediated signaling pathway; cell-matrix adhesion. The transcript is spliced from 29 exons.